Molecule: messenger RNA, 390 nt
Organism: Suillus paluster
Lineage: Eukaryota; Fungi; Basidiomycota; Agaricomycetes; Boletales; Suillaceae
Product: putative ubiquitin-like modifier
Exons: 5
Coding region: 1-390 (129 amino acids)
Biological process (GO): autophagy of mitochondrion; autophagosome assembly; C-terminal protein lipidation
Cellular component (GO): cytoplasm; Atg12-Atg5-Atg16 complex; phagophore assembly site membrane
Source: RefSeq, a predicted model, not a curated record
AUGGCUUCAGGUAGCCCAGAUGACUCUGGUCGGCAAGCUAUCCUUCCAUGGACACCAGGCGAUGCGUCUGAGACUGCAACCGAAGCUCUCCAAGCAUUGGACACUUACAAGAAGAAGGAUCCAUCCAAAGUGGUGGUUCGCUUCAAGGCAGUCGGUAAUGCACCGAUUAUGAGGCAGAACUUCUAUAAGAUUACUGCCUCCAACCGUUUCCAGGCAGUCAUACAGUUUUUGAGGAAAGAGCUGAGCUGGAAAGCCGGGGAUCCACUGUUCACAUAUAUCAACCUCGCAUUUUCUCCCGCUCCAGACGAUACAGUGUCUAAUUUGUACAAGUCGUUCGCUACGGAAGGACAUCUGAUAGUCAACUACAGCACGACGGCUGCAUGGGGGUAA